AUGCUGCUGUUCAGAGUGAGCGACUCGUUGCGUGCGCCUGGGUUUGCGAUGCUGACUGUCGUUCGAUUAGGAGGCGGCGAAGACAAGAGAAAGCGCGUAGCACGCGCAGCCGACCCGGAGAUCCCGCCGGAGCUCAAUAUUUUCAAGAAUGCGCAGGGUGGGAGCACGAGUGCCAGUACCAGUGUGAAGCGGAAAGCGGCGGCCUCCGGCAAUGGGGCAACUCGCGCAGGUGAGGCGGGCACGUCAGCCAAACGGCAACGUGUAGACGAUGAGGACGUGGACCAGGGGGGAGGACGAGGAUGA
Messenger RNA from Sparassis crispa, 303 nucleotides. RefSeq lists its product as hypothetical. The record is from RefSeq and is a predicted model, not a curated record. Bases 1 to 303 code for a protein of 100 amino acids. NCBI's taxonomy places the organism in Eukaryota, Fungi, Basidiomycota, Agaricomycetes, Polyporales, Sparassidaceae. The transcript has a single exon.